CAGAGAAAUCAGUUCAGUACGUGGAGAGUGGUCGGUGCGUCGUGUCGGAGACAGCGGCCGGCUGCCGUCGAGCGUGCAUGACGCUGCACACAACCGCCAAAACUGUCCGCAGAGCAUCAAAAUUUUGCAGUAACAGGCACCGGAAGCUGUUGCCGCUCCGGCAGACGUGACUGGCGCCGCGGGGCCGCCGCCCGCAUGCCGCCCGCGCCGACGGGACCGUGAGCCCUCUGCCGCUAUUGCUGAUCCAGUGUCAAAAAUCACUUUAUAACUAGAGAUAAAAGAUAGGAUUUCCAAAAAAAAAAUACUAAAUAAAUAAAAAAAUACUAAAUCAAUCUACGUCAUCGUAAUCGGAUACAAUUAGUUAGGUACUAUUUAAACGUUAGUGUGAGAGGUGACAGACAGACAAACAAACAGUCACCAUGGGGUCGGUGAACGUGAAUCGGAACGUCGCGGACGCGUUCUACCGCUACAAGAUGCCGAGGAUCUGCGCCAAAGUGGAGGGGAAAGGCAACGGCAUCAAGACUGUCAUUGUGAACAUGCCUGAAGUAGCCAAGGCAUUGGGACGACCGGCGACAUACCCGACGAAGUACUUUGGUUGCGAGUUGGGUGCGCAGACGCAGUUCGACUUCAAGAACGAGCGGUUCAUCGUCAACGGCAGCCACGACUCUGCCAAGCUGCAGGACUUACUCGACGGGUUCAUCCGAAAAUUCGUCCUAUGCCCUGAAUGCGACAAUCCCGAGACUGACCUCAUAGUGUCCACGAAGCGGAACACCAUAUCGCAGGGCUGCAAGGCGUGCGGCUACCACGGACAGCUGGAGUUUAACCAUAAACUCAACACUUUCAUAUUGAAGAACCCGCCGGCCAAUGACCCCGCUGUACAGGGCUCAUCGCUGACGGAGGGCAAUCGGGGCAAGCGGUCCAAGCGCUCCGGGCCUGGAGCUAACGGGAACCAUGACUCGCAUGACGGCACUGACGCUAAGAAUGCGGAGGGCGAAACUCCCGCGCCCGCCGCUCCCAAGCCGCGCAAAGACCGCGAGCGCAAAACGGACGACGACGACGAUGGAACCUGGACUGUGGACGUCUCCGAGGCUGCCGUGCGGGCUAGGAUGCAAGAUCUAACGGAGGGCGCGAAGAGCAUGACUUUAUCGGAGGACAGCGAGAAGAAUGAGAAGCAACGCAUGGACCUGUUCUACAGCUUUCUGAAGCAGCGAGCUGACGCUGGACACGUGGAGAACACCAGGGCCAUCGCCGACGUGUUGCACGAGGCUGACAGGUUGGAGGUGAAAUCGAAAGCGCCCCUGGUGAUGUUCGAAGUGCUCGUGCGACCGAGUCACAUCGCGGCCGACGUGCGCAAACACCGCGCGCUACUGGUGCGGUUCACGCGCGGCGACUCCAGGGCGCAGCGGGCCGCGCUCAACGGGCUGCUGGCCAUGUGCGAGCAUCACAACACGCUGCUGCCCAAGGUGCCGGCUGUGCUCAAGGUAAUAUAAUGAUCAUCAUCAUCAUCAAGGCACAGGCCUUCCCUAUGGAUCCAGUGCGGAUUAGAGUGUGCGAGUGUGAGUUAAUGUCCCCACUGCUGGGGCGAAGCCCUUCCCUAUGGAUGGAAUAUGGAUAUCGGGCCAUGACCCACCACGCGGGCGCAGUGCGGAUUGGCGGGUGCUAACGACUGCAGAUGCAGCCGGGACCAACGGCUUAACGUGCCUUCCGA
This is a messenger RNA of Chilo suppressalis (striped riceborer), 1708 nucleotides long. The record is from the annotation of a GenBank genome assembly. Lineage: Eukaryota; Metazoa; Arthropoda; Insecta; Lepidoptera; Crambidae.